Scophthalmus maximus (turbot) is the source of this 4123-nucleotide messenger RNA. RefSeq names its product solute carrier family 13 member 4 (gene slc13a4). Gene Ontology annotation, biological process: monoatomic anion transmembrane transport. Lineage: Eukaryota; Metazoa; Chordata; Actinopteri; Pleuronectiformes; Scophthalmidae. Gene Ontology annotation, cellular component: membrane. Gene Ontology annotation, molecular function: transmembrane transporter activity. The coding region runs from base 8 to 1936 and encodes 642 amino acids. The transcript has 16 exons. The record is from RefSeq and is a predicted model, not a curated record.
GUCACCCAUGAGGCUGGAGGCCGCAGCCAGGAUGGAUCUGUUCAGGAAGCUGUGGACCGCGAGGAAGCUGAUCGUCGUGGUGUUCAUCCCGCUGUCUCUACUCCCCUUACCACUCAUCCACCCCACCAGCGAGGCAUGCUGCGCGUACGUGCUGAUGGUGACGGCGGUCUACUGGGUGUCAGAGGCCGUCCCCUUGGGUGCUGCUGCUCUGGUCCCUGCCUUCCUCUACCCGCUCUUCGGGGUUCUCAAGUCGAGCGAGGUGGCAGCAGAGUACUGCAAAGACACCACUCUGCUGCUGAUGGGAGUCAUCUGCCUGGCCGCCUCCAUCGAGAAGUGGAACCUGCACAAGCGCAUCGCUCUGCGCAUGGUGAUGAUCGCAGGGGCCAAGCCUGGCAUGUUGGUGCUGGGCUUCAUGUGCUGCACAGUGUUUCUGUCCAUGUGGCUCAGCAACACGUCCACCACGGCCAUGGUGAUGCCCAUAGCUGAGGCCGUCCUGCAGCAGCUCAUCUGCACCGGUCUGGCCGAGAACCACGAGGACUCAGAAACUGCAGAGUCCCCCGAGGAUGACAGCGCUGUUUCAGACAAACAAGAUAACCUGAACAAGAACCACUUGGAGCUGCUCUAUCACAACGACAGUGACUGCUCCAAACAGGAGCUUUCUACACUAAGUGAGGUACAGAAUGAAGAGGUAAACGGUUUCGGUCUGAAGCUAGUCUCGAGCCAGGACUUCAUCACGCACACCAAUGGACACCUGCCGCAAGCUGCCAUUGAAAUCCCACACGGGAAGCGGGUGAGGGCCCGAAGAGACUCCCAGUAUCCCACCAAGAGGGACCACAUGAUCUGCAAAUGCCUGACACUCAGCAUCACCUACGCCGCGACCAUCGGUGGACUCAUCACCAUCACCGGCACGUCAACCAACCUCAUCUUUGCCGAGCAGUUUAACACUCGUUAUCCAGAUGCAAAGGUGAUAAACUUCGGCACAUGGUUCAUCUUCAGCUUCCCCAUCGCCAUCAUCAUGCUGGUCCUCACCUGGCUGUGGUUGCACUUCCUCUUCCUGGGCUGCAACUUCAGGGAAACAUGCUCGCUGAGUAAGAAACGCAAAACCAGGAGGGAGAUGUUGUCGGAGAAGAGGAUUCAUGAGGAAUACGCAAAACUGGGACCCAUCAGCUAUCCAGAGGUGGUGACCGGUGUUUUCUUCAUCCUGAUGACUCUGCUGUGGUUCACCAGAGAGCCGGGUUUCGUGCCUGGCUGGACGUCUCUCUUUGAGAAGAAAGGCUACAGGACUGAUGCAACAGUGUCUGUGUUUCUUGGCUUCCUGCUCUUCCUCAUCCCUGCCAGGCGACCCUUCUCCUCCUCCUCCAGCUGCAGAAACACAGAUGCUGACUCUGAGUCCGACCCUCUGGCUCCCAUGAUCACCUGGAAGGACUUCCAGAGACUGAUGCCAUGGGAGAUCGUCAUCCUUGUGGGAGGAGGCUAUGCACUGGCCGCUGGUUGUAAGGUGUCGGGCCUGUCGGUGUGGAUCGGCGGACAGCUGGAGCCCAUGAGUGGGCUUCCUCCCUGGGCUGUCACCCUGCUGGCUUGCCUGCUGGUGUCGGGGGUCACAGAGUUCGCCUCCAACCCGGCUACUCUCACCGUCUUCCUUCCCAUCCUGUCGGCGCUGUCAGAGACUCUGCAAAUCAACCCCCUGCACACUUUGAUCCCAUCCACCAUGUGCGUGUCAUUUGGGGUCAUGCUUCCAGUCGGGAACCCCCCCAACGCCAUCGUCUUCAGUUACGGCCACGUGAAGAUCAGCGACAUGGUGAAAGCGGGCUUCGGGGUGAACCUGAUCGGCGUGGCGGUGGUAAUGUUGGCCAUCACCACGUGGGGCGUUCCCCUCUUCGACCUGACUGAGUUCCCAGCCUGGGCGGUGGCCAGGAACGUCACCGGGAGCUUAUAACCACCAGUCUGACGGGGCCAGGUGGGAAAAAGAGGGGGAUGAAUCAGUGAGAGACGGAGUGCAAAUGUUUUUCUUAGUGGAAUGACCACAAGAAAAUGACACGUGUUGGACUGAGAGGAUGGUCUUGCGCAGAGUUUAGCCCUUUCUUAGACCGAUUAGACUGGCCCCGAAGGAGGAACAUGGAAGGAGGGAAGGAGUAGAUGAAAAGAGAGAGAGAAAAAAAUAACACCAUUUUGAAUUGCUUUAGAUUUAAGAAAUAGAAUUAUAUUUUUCAUCCAUAAGCGGUCGUCACAAAGGAAUGCUGAGUACUGACCACUGGGUGGAGCUUUGACCUCCAUUAACGGAGUUUGAUGGAGAUCCUGUUCUCGCCGAAUCACUGAAGACAUCCCUGGAAGCCACAGAGGUGUUGUAAUAACUAAUAUUUGUAACUGUUUUUGAUUCAUGAUAGAUAAACGGAUAGAUAAAGUUUUUAGAAAAAAUACUUUUAGAGCCACUCCGUGCCUUCUUCUGUGGAGUCGUUGGUUAGAAAUAAGCUGUAUGGCUGUUGUACGCAAGCUUCUUCUCACAGUGCGCUCGCUGAACUGCUGCUGAACUGAAUUGUGUCACACAUUCAUACAUUGCAACACGGUAGGCUGGUCUAUUUUCACUGUGGUUAUACGUUACAGUGUUCAAAUUAAAAAAUAAGAGCGGACUGCUGUAAUAAAACAAGGUACAAUGCAUGAAAAGAAGCUUUUUUACUUUGGCUGCUAAUGUGCCGUAUCCGAAAUCAAGCCUCACAGUUGUGCCCAGCAUCUUUUUCUAUACGAUCUGUAUCUAAAGAGAUACAAGCUUGUGUAUAUUUAGCACGAACUGAGAUCGUAUACACUGUCCAUAGACUGGGUCAAUAUCUUGACUGUUGUCUUUACCAAAGCUGAGUUUGUUUUCCGUUUUACUGUGAACAUGUUGAUGUUUGUCGCCCACAUUUGUCUCUGCAGCUCGAGCCUUUACCCGAUGCCUGUACAGCAAUAUUGACAUGACUGUUCUCUCGUGGGAAUCCGACCUCUCACCGUGUUAGUGCCUUGCUUUAACCUUCUGAGCAGUGCAGGUACCAUCCUCCCCCAAUCAUGGAAAGCAAAAGUGUACAUGCUUUUUUUUUCUGAGCCUUGUGCCUGCACUCCAGUAGGAUACCAAGAAUGUGUACUGUAGUGCCUUAUCACACCAUAAUGUUUUUUAUACUGACUGGAUUUCGGAGCUUACCUCUGCCUGUCUAGCUUUUUUCUUUGUGGAAGGCUUGAUAGGUUGAACACACCCCUGCCAUUAUUCAGCAGGGGUUGACUUGUCCAGUUUGUCAGCUGCUGCUUUUCUGUUAUGUUGGACACGUGGAAAGUGCAGAAUGAGAUAAUCAAGUCAUGAAAUCUGAGAAAUUUUACUCACUGUCUGAUGUCUUGAGUUAUGCCAAUGUAAUGAUCUUUAACCACGAAAAAUUAAAAAAGUUCAGAAUGUUAGCAGGCAAAAAAAAACCUCACGUUAACAAACCUUCAUCCAGCAUCAGUAGCUUCAGUAAAUUUCACAAUAUAUAUAUAUUUUUUAUGAAAUGUGUUUCUUCAGCAUGUUGAGCAACAGGAUUACCAUGUGUGGUCUUAAUUUGUCAGGGGAGGUGGGACUUUGCGUCAUUUUAAAUGUCCAAAGUGAUAAGAGUGGGCGAGGACAAGGUUGUGUGGUGCAAUAGUUUGUUCAAUCAGCUGUCAAAUCAGAGUCACUGUUGUCUGUCGAUGAAACGGUUUGCAAAGGUGUGCAAACAAAUGUAAAACAUAUGCUUUAUACUGUAUUUUUCACACAAAUUUGGAAUGUAAUUUGUGGCUUUUUUAUAUCACUACACUAUAAAUACGGGCCGUAGUGUAGGCAGAAUCAGAAAGAUAUGUUCGGGGUUUUUUUGGUAAUUUAUUCAGUUCUGCUGUACUGUAGAUUUCAUACAUCUCCAGUGUUGCAGCAGUGACCUUUGUACCCAGGGGCCACACUUCUUUGUAAAUACAUACAGAUUUGUAAUAUAAGAAAUAACGUGUCUUUACCUGUUUCCGAAUGAGUUGUAACAUCCCCAAAUUGUGUGUUCUACGUUUCAUUUGUACUCAACGCAGAUAGACACUACACUUGAUGAUACAUUAUACAUGUAAAACAAUAAUAAUAAUAAAAAACAAAUCACUAAAACCA